AUGAGUGAUACAAGUAUUUCAAGUGAAGAAGAACCAUUUGUUGACUCCGGUAGUGAAUAUGUACCGUCAAAUCCUGAUAUCCCAGGUCCUAGCCGGAUACGUAAAAGAUUGUUUCCCGCCAAAACCCAAAAUCGUAGAAACACUGCUGCAAAUGAACAGGGCAUAGCCCAGGAAAACACUGCUGCAAAUGAACAGAGCAUAGCCCAGGAUAAUGUGUUGAAAUUUAAAAAAGGUAAAAAAAGAGUUAAAAACCCAAGUUUUUGGAAAAGAAAUAACAUUAAGAGAAAAAAAGCGAAGAGAGAGGAGUACAUUAACUGGGCAAAACAAAAGGUUCCGAAGAAAACCACUGGACCAAACUGCAACUGUAAAAUGAAAUGCUUCACAAAAAUAAGUGAUCCCAAAAAACAGAGUAUACUUAAACAGUUCUACGAUAUAGGCGAUAAAAAUAGACAAGACACAUAUUUAGGUGGUCUGAUAACAGUUUUGGGUGUGCAGCGUAAGCGACCAACAACAGGCGAAGGAAAAGAAAAAACUGUUUUCUAUCAGUAUAAGAAGUGCGACCAUCUUACUAACAUAAUAGCUGCAGAAAACGAUGCAGAAAGAAAAGUUAUUCUGGAGGGUGACAAACGUUUGCACAUACAAAAAGCAGAAGUGUUUUACAAAAAGUUGAAAGAAGCUACAGAACUUGCGAAAGGUGGAGGAGUCGAUGUUUUAUGUUUUGACUAUCAGCAGAAUCUACCUCUGCCCCAUAUUCCAUCGGGUGACGUAUUUUACAAACGACAGUUGUGGGAGUACAACUUCUGUAUUCAUUCCUCUAUAACAAAACUAGCUACUUUCUACAUGUAUGAUGAAAUGACGGCGAAAAAAGGAUGCAAUGAAGUCGUCAGUUUUUUACAUCAUUACAUAACUAAUUAUGUUUCUGAAGAUGUAACCACGCUUUACUUAUUUUCGAACAACUGUUUUGCACAAAAUAAAAACCAUACUUUAAUUCAAUAUUUGCAUACUUUCAUGAACAUUUCGGGUUCACGUAUUCGCCAGAUUAUCCAUCAGUUUCCAGAACCGGGUCACAGUUUUCUACCGUUCGACCGUUGCUUCGGUCUUAUUGAAAAGGAAAAGAGGAAGAAAGAGAUUGUUUACUUGGCAUAUGAUUGGAUAAAUUUAGUUAAGAAGACCUAA
This is a messenger RNA of Psylliodes chrysocephalus, 1176 nucleotides long. NCBI's taxonomy places the organism in Eukaryota, Metazoa, Arthropoda, Insecta, Coleoptera, Chrysomelidae. The record is from the annotation of a GenBank genome assembly.